Brettanomyces nanus is the source of this 261-nucleotide messenger RNA. RefSeq lists its product as uncharacterized. The transcript is spliced from 6 exons. Lineage: Eukaryota; Fungi; Ascomycota; Pichiomycetes; Pichiales; Pichiaceae. The coding region runs from base 1 to 261 and encodes 86 amino acids. The record is from RefSeq and is a predicted model, not a curated record.
AUGUCCAAUAGGGCUGCCAAAACGGAUAAAGCGGAACCAGCAACAGUGCUUACGAACGUUGCUCGUAUCUGCGAUCCAGAGCACAGAGAGAACAGCUUUGUUAACGAGAGCAAUGGUGUUGAUGCCACUAAGAGCAUCGAAAUGAAGGCAAACACUACAGUGAAAACAAAAAGAACUGGUAGAAUUGCAGGCAACCAGAAUGGACCUAACAUAUGUGCUGCAACUAAGGUCAAAACCGUGAGUGUUGCCAAGCCAACGUAA